This is a messenger RNA of Eimeria acervulina, 2541 nucleotides long. Its product is annotated as hypothtetical protein, conserved, putative. Gene Ontology annotation, biological process: regulation of DNA-templated transcription. Lineage: Eukaryota; Apicomplexa; Conoidasida; Eucoccidiorida; Eimeriidae. The record is from RefSeq and is a predicted model, not a curated record. The transcript has 2 exons. Gene Ontology annotation, molecular function: DNA-binding transcription factor activity. The coding region runs from base 1 to 2541 and encodes 846 amino acids.
AUGGCUGCGCAGCCCCUCGCGCGCGCAGCAGCAGCAGCAGCGGCAGCAGCAGCAGCAGCAGCAGCAGCAGCAGCAGUUUGCGAGGGCAGCAAGCUGUGCUGCCGCAACACCCGGAUCAUCAACAGCAGCAGCAGCAGCAGCAGCAGCAGCAGUUCUCGGGAACGAGACUAUCAGCAGCGACAGAAGCUGCGCGAGGAUUUAGCUGUUCGUGCGCGCUUGCUGCCUCACCGCGUCGGCGUUAAGUUUGACCCCACAUGUCCGCGGUGGAUUGCACACUGGAAGCGAGACGGCCAGAGGUACUUUAAAUCAUUCUCAGUAGAAAAGAACGGCUUUGAUGCUGCUUGGCUCAUGGCUGUGCGCUGCAGACGAGCUAACUGCGAAGAUUAUCACUCUAAUAACAGCAAGCAUACCCAUCCUGCUGCAGCACCAGCAGCUGGUGCACCUGCUGCUGCUGCUGCUGCUGCUGCUGGUCCGCUUGGUCCUGCUGCUAUACCCGCUAAUUCACGGGCUGCAGCAGCAGAAACGCUGAAUGAUAUUAAAACCCUUUCUUCUUAUAGGCCACGAUCCAAGGCCUCCUCUGCUGCUGCAGCAGCUGCUGCUGCUGCAGCAGCAGCUGUACAUACACCGCAAAUUCCGCGGCCCCCGAGAGGUCAGAAACACCCGCAGCAGUUGAACGCUGCUGCAGCUGCUGCAGCAGCUGCAGCAGCUGCAGAUGCAGCAGCGCGGGUGCCGACGGAUGUCUCUAGGAUCAAAGAAGCACCUUCCGCAGCGGCAGCAGCAGCAGCAGCAGCAGCAUUAGCUGCUGCUGCUGCUGCUGCUGGGGCCCCUGAAGAUAAAGUAUGGAGGCCCGACGGUGCUGCUUGGCCCCGUAACAACGAGACGACAGACUACGACAGGGUCUUCACUCAGAAACCUAAAGUGGAGACCGGCAAGACAGCAGCAGCAGCAGCAGCAGCAGCAGCUGCUGCUGCUGCUGCUGCAGGUUGGGGGGUAGCAGAGUCGAGUGAAACUGACUUGCUAGAGAUGACCUCAACCACCCAGCAGCAGCAGCAGCUGCAGCAGCAACAGCAGCAGCUGCAGCAGCAGCUGCAACUGCAGCAGCAGCUGCUGCAAGACUGCCUGUCUUUGCAUGCGCAGUCUCAAUCUCCGUGUCCUGCAAAGAGGGGGCCCCCAUCGCUCGCCCCCUCGAAUAUCUUUUUAAAGUUAGCAAGACUUUGUAAGGAGAGACUACCACUUAGCGAUAUCUCUGAUGGUAUGGUCUCGCACCCACCAGCAGCAGCAGCAGCAGCAGCAGCAGCAACAGCAGCAGCAACAGCAGCAGCGGAUGAUUUAGCCUUGUCAAGCGCUAAAGCUGCUGCAGCUCUUGCUGCUGCUGCUGGACAGGACCCCGCAGAAGCAAGAGCUCUCUUGCUUGAGGCAGAGAUGUCUUUGAUGCGCCGCCUAUCAGGCAUGCUCAGCAGCGGCAGUAGCUGCACGAGCAGCAGCAGCAGCAGCAGCAGCGGCGGCAGCAGCAAGCCUCGCAGUAUACAGGAAAGAGAGAUGUUGGCUGCUGGAAGCGGCCAGCAUCUCUCUUCAGCUGAGGCAUCUUCGCGAGCGUUGCACGAUACGCUGCAGCAGCAGCUGCUGCUGCUGAACGGAGGCCUGUCAACAGAUGCAGCAGCUGCAGAGACACCUGAGCGUCUCUCGUCACUCCUCUUCGGUACCCCUACAACAGCAACUAGCUUGGGGUCUCCUGCCCUAUCUGUGUCUUUGAGCUUAGGAGGAGGAGGGGUGAAGCAGCAAAACCUUGCAGAGACCUCAGCUGAUGAUUGCCUUCAUCCGUCUGCAACAGCAGCAGCAGCAGCUGCUGCUGCUGCUGGUGCUGGUGCUGCUGCUGCUGCUGCUGGCGGCGAGUACAGUGAAGCUGCUGGUGUAGGGCUUCAACUGGGAGAGACUGAAGGUGAAGGUGCUUUGACACGCAGCUCCGAAGAAAGGAGACACUCGAGUUCGUCUGUCUCCUCGUUUGCAAUAUUUUCAAGCCCGCGACCUGAGGAGACACCGCGAGGAGCGUCUCUGUCUUGUGCAGGCCGCGCUUCAUCUAUGUUGACCUUCAGCAGCAACGAGAGUGGAGGAGACAGGAAUAUAGCUGUCUCUGUGUCAGACCCAGUAGAGAGGUCUGAGGAGACCCGAGGAGACAAAUGUUUAUUGCUAGAGGCCCCGGGGGAGACAGCUAAGAAAGCAUCUUUAAAAGAAGAAGAUGAAGACAGCGACAGGCUAAAUAUAAUAAAGUCAGCUGUAUGCGCAUUAUUGAGGGAUCUAAGAGAUGUCUGUCUCCUUAGUUGGGUGCCGUACUAUGUACUAGAACCAGAUGAAGAGUUUGCUUGUCUAUCGAGAUGUUUAUCUCUAGCUGAGAGCUGCAGAAGUGAAGAAGAAUUAAGGCCGUUUACCUCUGCUUUUGCUGCUCUAAUAGCUCAGAAGACUCUCCCGAGUAGCCUGCCUCUUGUGCAGCAGAAAGAUCUGUUCAAACGUAUGGUUAGAGCUGUAAGUCUGGUUGUAGUAUGA